Molecule: messenger RNA, 4389 nt
Organism: Closterium sp. NIES-67
Lineage: Eukaryota; Viridiplantae; Streptophyta; Zygnematophyceae; Desmidiales; Closteriaceae
Source: the annotation of a GenBank genome assembly
GUCCCGUCCCGUCUGGACUCUGGACUUCCUCGUAUCGUCUCAAUCUGAUCGCUGGAGCAUGGCUUCUACUAUCCAGUUCAAGAACAGAAAGUAAAUAUCCAAGUUCAAGUUAGACAGCACAGCUAUUUUCUUGGUUCUCUCCCCUCUGCUACCCCCCAUGGUGCACCUGCAACAAUUAUAGGGCCGUCGGGUCCAGCAUGGCCGAACUAAGGGCGCCUAGUAACGUAGAACUGCCGAGCUCUCGGAUUCCUGCCCUGACGAUACCCGAUGUACAAAUUAAUCUUCGUAGGGUUUCUGAUGCUCAACCAAGCGCGGAAACACAGGCCCAGGGCCAUUCCUCUUAUAACGAAACGGAGUUAAAUGAUUGUGGGGACUUGUAUGACUCGUACCUGCAUGAUGAGAUGGGCAAUCAGGCUCCGUCUGGCAUGGCAACGCGCCACGGGGAGAGAUUGCAUGAGGCUGCUGCUUGCUCCCGCUCCCCGCGUUGGAUGAUGCAGCAGCACGACCACCGAGGCUCGGGACGCGGUUGGAAGGGAGAUGGCAGCGCAUCGGAAGGCUCGUUCACGGGCGCGAGUAGCAGCAGCCUGGUGUGGCGCGAGGGAACACGAAUGGCCCCGGCGCAGCGGAGGCGCGUGAGUAUGUCGGAAGUAGAUGUGGUACUCAGGCGAAGGAAAUUGCUGGAAGUGUGGGGGACUGGGGUUGGCGGGAAAGAGGAGCAGGAGGAGGGAUGGCCAGAAUCAGGGGCAUGGGGGAAAGGGAUCGAGGAGGAUGAGGGGGGAGAGGUGCGGAAUUUUGGUGUUACAGGGGAUGUUGCUGGGGAGGAAUUGGAGGAGGGAAGGGAAGAGGAGACGGAAGAGGAGGCGGAAGAGGAGGGGGGCGAGGAGGGGGGAGAGGAGGGGGAAGAGGAGGAAGAAGGCCGAGUGGCGGUUUUAGGGUUUCGCAGCUUAGCACACUCGGAUAGCGUGGUGCUGCAACGGACGAGAGUGGGGAGGAAUGGGUGUGAGCAGGAGGAAGGGGAGGGAGGGGAGAAAAGAGGGGAAGAGGUGGAAGCGGGCUCGGCGGUUUUAGGGUUUCGCGGCUUGGUGCAAUCAGACAGCGUGCUGCUACGACGGAAGAAAGCGGGGAAGCUUGUAAGGAGGAUGGCUGAAAUAGGCGAAGGGCGUGCGGGGGAGGAGGACGAAGACGAGGGGCAGGGAGAAGAGGAGCAAGAGGAAGAGGAGGAAGAGGAGGAAGAGGAGGAGGAGGAGGAGGAGGAGGAGGAGAGUGAAGGGAUCACUUCACACAGGUUUGUACAUGUGGAUAGUGUAGUGAUAAGAAGGCACCACACUCUAGGGACGAGUUCAGGCGAGCAAGGGAAGGGAGACAAGGAGGAAGAGGAAGAGGAAGAAGGGGAAGGAGAGGAGGAAGAGGAGGAAGAAGAGGGGGAUGCGAGGGAAUGUAUGAGGAUGCACAGAUUUGUACAUGCGGAUAGUGUAGUGAUUAGAAGACAUCACACUCCAGGGACGGCUUCUGAGUUGCCUCAGCAGAGUUCAGCAGUGCGUGGGCCGAGUGGUGGAUUGAGCAGGGUUUGCCAGCAGGUUGCCAUGAAAUAUGCUUUUGAGUCGACUGAAAAGCAGACUUCAGCCGUGCAUGGGCCGACUGGUGGAGCGAACAGGAGGGAUUUCCAGGAGGUUGACAUGAAGUGUGGCAAUUCAAGCAUGAGUGGAAGAGAGGGCAGGGCGGUUCUGGAGGUCAUGGGAGAAGAAAGGGAGAGAGGAGAGGGAAGUGAACAGAGGGAGAGGGAGCGUUCCGAAGAGGAAGAGGUGAAGGAAUGGGUGAGGGAGGAGAAAGGGGAGGAGGGAGAGGAGGAGAUUAGAGGAGGCAAGAAAGGGGUUAGUCUUCGACGUAGGCUGGUGCAUUCUGAUAGCUUACCAGUGAGUCGGCUUAAAAGGAGGACAGCUGGCAUCUCCAACACAACACCAGGUGAACUCUCAGGUGAAACUUCUGGCGCUUUCACCCCUGCUCCUCCUCUCCCUCGUGCAAGGCGGUUUGUGCACUCGGACAGCCUCUCAGUUGCCCGGCUUAGGGGGGUGAUCCCAGGGGUAGAGAGGGGAGGGAGGAAGCGGGCAGCUGGAGGGGUGAAUGCACGGGCAAAUAGCUACUCCUCUGGUGCAUCGGAAAGGAUAGAGGAGGAACAGGGGGGGUCAGGGGAGGUGAGACAGCAGAAGGCGGGAGAAGAGGAGGAAGGGGAGGAAGGGGAGGGAAGGGAGGUAGGCAAAGACGAGGAAGAGGAGGAGGGAGAGGAGGAAGAGGAAGAGGAGGAGGAGGAAGAGGAGGAGGAGGAAGAGGGGGAGGAGGAAGAGGAGGAAGAGGGGGAGGAGGAAGAGGAGGAAGAGGGGGAGGAGGAAGAGGGGGAGGACGCAGACAUGCCUGUGCGUCCAUUCCCUCAUGCAGACAGCAUUUCAGUCAUGAGGGAGCGCACGAGACGACGACCCAGAGUCACAGUGCCUCGACUUGCAGGUGUGCAUGGCAUGACGUCUGCCAGCCAAAGCGCCAGGCUCUACCUUCCCCAGAUGAAGCCUCCCAAGGUGGGAACAGCAGCAGCUGCAGUCGGGAAUCCGACUGGUCAGCUGCAGCAGAAGCAGCAGCAGCAGCAGCAGGCAGCAGGGGUGCUCCGAAGGAGUGGGAGUGGUGGGGGCGGAAGGGACCGACGGAGUGGGAGUAACGGGGGCCAGAGCAGCAGUGGGAGCGGUGGGGACCAAAGGCUCAGAUGGAGUGGGAGUAACUGGAGCCAGAGAAGCAGUGGGAGUAGAAGUGAGAGAAUGGGGCUUGAGGGCUGUAGGGAUUGGGGUGGUAGCAGCAGGAGUAGCGGGAGCAGCAGUAGUGGUAAAGAUUGGGGUGGUGGAUGGGGAAUCGACAACGGGGCAGACGGAUACGGGAGUGGGGAGAGAGACGGGGACAGGUUGCUAAGGAAGGAAAGAAGCGAAGAGGAAGAGGGAGUGGGUACGUCAGAUGCAGGCUUAGGUGGCAGCCCUGGAGUUGGUCCACGUGGCAGUGGGGCCAUGAGUCCACGUGGCAGCAUGGCAGUGAGUCCACGUGUCAGCAUGGCAGGGAGCCCACGUGUCAGCAUGACAGGGAGUCCGCGUGUCAGCAUGGCAGUGAGUCCACAUGGCAGCAUGGCAGUGAGUCCACAUGGCAGCAUGGCAGUGAGUCCACGUGUCAGCAUGGCAGUGAGUCCAAGUGUCAGCAUGGCAGUGAGUCCACGUGUGAGCAUGGCAGUGAGUCCGCGUGUCAGUACAGUUGGGACUAAUGGUGCACGAGAACGCCUCACCCCUCUGCUUCAACGGAGCCCAGAAGGCAGUCCUACACAUAGCCCCCGUGUCCCUCCCUUAUGCAGCCCCUGCCCCCGCCCUUCUCCCUUUGGCAAUCUCCUUGUUCAUCCACCCCCAAGUCCCUGUGCUACUGCUCCCUGUGCUCCUUGCACCUCUUCUCCUGCUGCCCCUGCUCCUGCUGCCUCCUCUCUUCCUACCUCUUACACCCCACGUGGCUCCUCCUCUCUGCCCACCUCUAGACCAGCUCUAACAGCAGCAGCCCCUGCUGCAACAGCUGCAGCAGAUUCAGAAACCCGCAGGGCAUCUCCGCCUGUCUCCAGGCCUCUAGCAGCAGCUGCCCGUGCUGCUGUAGCUGCUACAGCUGCCCCUUUCUCUGCAGCUGCUGCAUCAGCUGGACCAACUCUGCAAUCAGCCGUUGGCAUGAGCUUCAGAAGAAAGGAAUUCGCCGAUGGUGAAGAAAUCUGCAUUCGCAGUGCGUCUCUGCCUGUCUCCAGACCGGUCCCAUCACCUGCUGCCUCUUAUCCUGCUGCCUCAUCUCUUCCCCUCUCAUACACUCCGCAAGGCUCCGCAUCUCUGCCUGUCUCCAGACACACACUCACGGCUGCUGCUAGGGCUGCUGUCGCCGCUAUAGCUGGUCCUAUGAUUGGCCGUGACGGAACAAGAGCAGGGCUGGAAGACACAGGUGGUGGCAGGGGUCUCAAUCGUCGGCACACUGCUUGUGUCACUGAUGUAAUGGAGACCCGGGUGAAGGCUCAGGUGAAGGCUCAGGUGAAAGCUCAAGUGAAUGCUCAAGUGAACAAUCAGGGAGGGCAUAUUUUAGUGGGUGCAGGCAGGAAUAGGGCAAGCAGUGACUCUGAUCAUGUUGGGCUGAUAAAAAGCCCUUAGGAUCUUUCAGAGACUAAGUCCCAGUUGUAAAAGGAGACUUGAGUAGUGCAGCGGAAGUUGAGUAGUUGAACCCUUGCACUAGUAUGUGAGAGCAAGGCCUCAGAUUCGUUUUGGGGCAUGCUGAUCGCUCAGGGUCCCCCCCCCCUUGCCUCACUGUUUUUUCAGGCCACGCAAAGAAACUUACGCUGAUCAA